CCUGAACAUCCACUCUUUAAGUUACAGUAAGAAUCAGUAAGAUAAACCUUGCGUGUGACAAAACUACAACACACAUAAGAAAAGUUGAUUUGAUUGUUUGAAUAUUCAUCCUCUCUUAUUGGCCUCUCAUUUUGGAAAGAUGCUUUCUAAGACUAUGUCUUUUUAUAGACAGCUGGAGUGCAGCUUCUCUGUCCCUUUUAUCCUUUUUACCUCUUUUAAUCAGUGGUGAGAUUGGCAGGAUACUUGGCUGUGAUUGCUGCUCUUCUUGGACAUUUUGAGGCUUUUCUGUCUUGUAGCACCUCUUUCACAUAUUUCUCUUGUGGUUGGGGUCUGUAUUUUUUCUGAAUCAUUUACUAAACUUACCUCUGAACUUCUUUUUAGCAUAAAAGAAAUCAUCUUCAUGUUUCUCAGAUUGUAUUUACAUGAACAGUUGAAGCAUUGAUGAGAAAAUUCAAUUAUCACCGGGAAAACUUACGUCAAAUUUUAAUCUCUAAACUUGAUCAUUUAUCAUUACCAUUUUUCAUCAUUAAUGAUAGGCUGAUCCUUCAGUACCACAGUAUUUAGUACAGCUGAAAUAAAAUUGCCCCUGCCUUCAUCAUCAUGCAUUCAUCUACAUUGUUCACUGAAUGUCAUUCAAUAAAUGUUAUCUUUUCAUCUUGUUUAUCUUUGUCCUCCACUUUGUUUUCACCAUUCUCUCCCACAUGUUUCUCAUCCUCCUCUUCUCCAUUUUGACAUCCUGCUUUUCCUCUCUCUCUUCUGCAUCUCCCAACAAUCCUCCUCCUACUUUAUCGUCCCUUCUUUGGCAUGUUUUUUCAACAUUUAUAAUUAAUCAUGUUGGAAUUCUCAUUUUCCAACCAUUAUCAAAAAUCCUUACCCUGAAAAACAUCCCACAAAUUCAAAAUACCCAAAUUUAUAUCCCACCCCUCACCCUUGCCGUUUUAAUUAUCACCCUGAACCAUUCCUUUAUCCAAAACCCCCCACCCACCCGCUGUCACAGACCUGCGAAUGAAGGCCAGGCGAAGUAGCGCUCCCCCAUCCAGUUCUUUCCUCUGCCGCAUAUCAAGUGAUUCAUAUGAAUACCAAGGUUCCAACAUGCACCACAGCAGCAGCAGCUCAUCCAUGAUGGCUGAAGAAACGACCCGCGGUGUGGCUGUGGAAAAAUUGGAAACAGUGAAGAAGUGGGGUCUUAACACUUACAAGUGCACAAAACAAAUGAUCUCAGAGCGUUUUGGUCGGGGUUCUCGGACUGUGGACUUGGAACUGGAGGCCCAGAUUGAAGUGUUGAGAGACACUAAAAGGAAAUAUGAGAAUGUGCUGCGAUUGGCCAGAGCGCUGACCAAUCACUUCUACAACAUGGUGCAGACACAGCACGCACUGGGUGACACCUUCGCCGACCUCAGCCAGAAAUCUCCAGAGCUAAGGGAUGAGUUUGGCUACAAUGCAGAGACUCAGAAGUUGCUGUGUAAGAAUGGAGAGACUCUACUUGGUGCCAUUAACUUCUUUGUGUCAAGCAUCAACACAUUAGUCAACAAGACCAUGGAGGACACUUUGAUGACCAUCAAGAUGUAUGAAAAUGCAAGACUGGAGUUUGAUGCUUACCGGUCAGAUCUGGAGGAGCUGAGUAUGGGUCCAAGGGACGCUGUGGCCAUGGCUCGCAUAGAAGCUGCUCAGCAACAGUACCAGAUACAUAAGGACAAGUAUGAACGCCUCCGAUCAGACGUCACCAUUAAGCUCAAAUUCUUGGAGGAGAAUAAGGUAAAGGUGAUGCACAAGCAGCUCCUCCUCUUCCAUAAUGCCAUCUCUGCAUACUUUGCUGGCAAUCAGCAGCAGCUGGAGCAGACGCUGAAGCAGUUCAACAUAAAGCUGAGACCUCCAGGGGCCGAUAAGCCGUCCUGGUUAGAGGAGCAGUGAGCGGGGUCUGCAACAGGCUUCCUUCUCAACCACCUCCACCUGUUACCUGUUGAAACCCCCUUACUUACAGAGGACCACUACAGAGGGAAAGACAUGCAGAUAAAAAGGUGGAUAAAGAUGAAGAUGAGCUGGAUGAUUGGACAGAUGAAGGACAGUUGGGCUGGUGAAAUGCAGGGUAUUGAUUAUUGAUGAAUGGGCUAAAUGAAACAGGAAACCAAGUGGCCAGUGUCAUGAACAGUCUGGGGGCUUUUAGUGCCUCUCCCCAAACUUCCUUUUUGUCACUCUAACCUCUUUGUGCUUUGUUCCCAGAGAAACUUUUCAUCCCUUCCUCGUAUCUCAACACUAUUUUGCUGUGUGGGCUUGUCUUAGUCAUGUUCACAGCCAUUACUGUGCUCCUCAAGUGCUCCCAGUGCUCUGAGUUAAACCUCAACUAAACAUGCUUUCUUUGUUUUUAACCAACAAUGGAUGACGGAGAGGAAAAUGGUUAAAACAUACUCAGAUGUACUUAAACUACAUCAGAACUCUUCUCAGCAUUAUCACUCUUUUAGUGUGCCUCCUCGUGUAUGAACUAGUCUUCUUAUGUUGCAGUCUGCAGGAGGAAAAGUAGGAUCAGAAAAAAAAUUUCAUACCACAAACAUGACAACUGAGUGGUACACUGGAAAAGAAUAUUACAAAUCAAUGUACAUUGAAAAUCAAGUGCUGCUUGUGUUAAAUUAUACAACACAAGUUAAAUUUUUCUUAGUUGGACUGUUAAUGAUACUUGAACAGGAUAGUUCUCUGUUUGGGCAGCAUGUGCUGGUGUUCUUCGUGCACUGCUGUGGGCAGAAAUGCCACAGUUUUUAAAUCCUGAAAACUCUGCCUCUUUAUGCAAUGACCACAUAAGGGACACUGCCACAGCUUCCCAAAGUUACACUAGCUUGGUCUUAAGUUAUGUUGUCCUGUUUACCUGAAAUGAACUGAAGAAAGACGUUUAACCUUUUGCUGCAAGCUCAUUUAUAAUCACAGUUUCACUGUGGACUGGGGAGACAGUUUGUCUACACAAGAAAGAUAAGUCUGUCCGUUAAAAUCCAGCAAACUUGAAUGGAUUCAAAUCAAUUCAAUAUUUAAUUACUGAGUGACAACGCUAUGUUUCUGUCUUUAGCUCCUUUGUCUUUUUAUAGUUAAUAAGGACAUUUCAUGACAUCCUGGUUCAUAACUUUCUUUUUCCUAAAACAAAACACGUGUCUACAAUAAUCUUUCUUCACACUGAAGAUAACAGUAGUUGUCUAAUAUUACUAAUCCUGAUAAUUCAACAUGUAAAUUAUUAGUUUGGGAAUGGGAUAACGGUAAUAACACAUUAAUGUUUGAUCUUUAACAUGCGUCAUAACAUACAGGUAGUAAACAAUCAUUUAUAGCUGACAAUAAGGGGAAGUGUUGCCACAGAAUACUGGCAUGGUACUACAUAUGUAAUGUUAAGUUGUUAUCACUAUAUUUAUUAUGUUCAUUCUUUGUGUCUAUUCAAACUGCUCAAUUUUAGUACAUAAUUUACACAGUUUGCAGAAGACACUUGCAUAGAAAUAUGCCUCAGGAUAACCCAGGCUGUAGUUGAUACAACUACCCUAAAAACUAUUUAAAUCAACUGACUGAAAUGAAGAUAAUCCAGAGUACUGAAUGUUUCACUCUGCUGAAGUGAACUCCCAACAGAAUGGAGAGCUCCAUCAGUUAAUGAGUUCAUCCUCCAGCGUCUUGUCGCCUCUGUAUUUGCAUGGCAGGCAGCGAUACCAGGUAAACAUGCAGAUAUGUGUGUGAAUGCAUUCAUGCUCCACUCUUAAUCAUGUGUCCUGGCUUGCAAGAGAAGUUUUUUAAAUUUCAAUUUUAAGACUGGCUGAAGCUAAAUGGUAACAUUUCAUUGUUAAUGCUGCGCUCUGAAAGACAAUGAAACAAAAAAAGCAUCUUAGAUUAAUUCUAUGAUUUGUUGCGCUUGUGUUUUCUGAACACAUCUCUAACAGUUUUGUGGGCUUUAGCUCAGCAUAGAGCUAAAUUCACAAUUAUUGGCCAGUUUGUGGAACCUUUGACCACCAUACAGCAAUACGUUCAAUAAUGUGAUGCCUCUUUUCCUAAUCUGCCCCUUUAAAAUUCCCUAACACCAAAACAUAUGGCAAUAGGAUUCUUAUUUUUGUCCUGUAGAUGUGAAACCUCCAGUAAGUUUAAAAAAAAGUGUAAUUUAAGUGUGGCACUUAAAGCCACUCUGAUUACCAUAGACAGGAGAGAGAACCAAGAUUUAUAAAAUGAGAUGUUUUAUUUGUGUACAAUCAAUGUUUUCUAGGCUGAGCUGGUUUAUUGUACUGUAUGAAUGAUUGCACAUAAUGAUAUUUAAGAUGAUAAUGAAGUCGUGUCAUGGAUUGAUGUGAUACUCAUGCCUUCAUUCCUCACUCAGACCUGAAAACUCCCCUCCCAACCCCCCUUCCUUCUAGGGAACAAAAUUAAAAGUACACAUU
Cheilinus undulatus (humphead wrasse) is the source of this 4388-nucleotide messenger RNA. It is a transcript of the gene arfip2b, whose product is annotated as ADP-ribosylation factor interacting protein 2b. The record is from RefSeq and is a predicted model, not a curated record. Gene Ontology annotation, cellular component: trans-Golgi network membrane. The transcript has 6 exons. Bases 1006 to 1911 code for a protein of 301 amino acids. Gene Ontology annotation, molecular function: protein domain specific binding; phospholipid binding. Lineage: Eukaryota; Metazoa; Chordata; Actinopteri; Labriformes; Labridae. Gene Ontology annotation, biological process: intracellular protein transport; regulation of Arp2/3 complex-mediated actin nucleation.